AGCUGCCGGGCAGCAUGCACACGGGAGCGACGACCGGCCCGCCGCACCGACGUCGCGGGGACGCUUGACCAGACAGGUAGAAAGGGACAUCAGGACAGAGGGAGGAGGUGCGGCUGGGGACAGCCCCUGCAGACUGCGCCUCGGUGACAGCGCCAUGGACGGCCUGGACAACACCACCCUGCUCCUUGCUCCGUCCUCGUUGCUGCCUGACAACAUCACCCUGUUGCCCAACGCCAGCAGCCCGAGCGCCAGCACCUUCUCGCCUCUCACCGUCACCUCCAGUCCCCGUCCCGGGCUCAGCCUCGCUCCGAGUCCAAGCAUCGGCUUCAGCCCGGAGUCGACCCCGACUCCAGAGCCCACGAGCAGCAGCCUUGGGGGCGGCGUGGCAGGCCAGGGUUCCUCUGCCUUCCCCCGGCCCUGGAUCCCCCACGAGCCCCCAUUCUGGGACACGCCGCUCAAUCACGGGCUGAACGUGUUUGUGGGCGCCGCCUUGUGCAUCACCAUGCUGGGCCUGGGCUGUACUGUGGACGUGAACCACUUCGGGGCGCACGUCCGGCGGCCCGUGGGCGCUCUGCUGGCUGCGCUCUGCCAGUUCGGCUUCUUGCCGCUGUUAGCCUUCUUGCUGGCCCUCGCCUUCAAGCUGGAUGAGGUGGCCGCGGUGGCCGUACUCCUGUGUGGCUGCUGUCCCGGUGGAAAUCUCUCCAAUCUCAUGUCCCUGUUGGUGGAUGGCGACAUGAACCUCAGCAUCAUCAUGACCAUUUCCUCCACACUCCUGGCCCUGGUGUUGAUGCCCCUCUGCCUUUGGAUCUACAGCCGGGCUUGGAUCAAUACCCCUCUGGUGCAAUUGCUCCCCCUAGGGGCAGUCACCCUGACUCUCUGCAGCACUCUAAUCCCUAUUGGGCUGGGCGUCUUCAUUCGCUACAAAUACAACCGGGUGGCUGACUACAUUGUGAAGGUUUCCCUGUGGUCUCUGCUCGUGACUCUGGUGGUUCUUUUCAUAAUGACUGGCACCAUGUUGGGACCCGAACUGCUGGCAAGCAUUCCUGCAACUGUUUAUGUGGUGGCCAUUUUCAUGCCUCUGGCAGGCUAUGCCUCGGGUUAUGGCUUAGCUACUCUCUUCCAUCUUCCGCCCAACUGCAAGAGGACUGUGUGUCUGGAAACAGGAAGUCAGAAUGUGCAGCUCUGUACUGCGAUUCUCAAACUGGCCUUCCCGCCGCGCUUCAUAGGCAGUAUGUACAUGUUUCCUUUGCUUUAUGCGCUUUUCCAGUCUGCGGAAGCAGGGGUCUUUGUUUUAAUAUACAAAAUGUACGGAAGUGAGAUACUGCACAAGAGAGAUGCCCUAGAUGAAGAUGAGGACACAGAUAUUUCUUAUAAAAAACUGAAAGAAGAGGAGAUGGCAGACACCUCCUAUGGCACCGUGGGGACAGAUGACUUAGUGAUGAUAGAAACCGCCCAGACCUCCCUCUGAACGAGGAGAUACGCAGAGCCUCCGUUUGGCUGAAACAUCACUUCCUAUUUGUGACCCUGGUAGUGCAUAUGGUUCACAUCCAGGAUAAAGAUGAGUUGACAUUUCCUGUAACAGAUUUGAUCUUCCCACUGUAAUGUUGUAUCUCAGAAUUAACCAUGUGUUUUUAUAACUCAGCAGUCAGUGUCCCAGUAUUGCUUACACCUGGAUCAGCUAAAGUGCCACUUCCUCUGCUUAAGCAGUGUGCUUUUUUUUUUUGUUUGUUUUUUUGUUUUUUGAUUUUUGUUUUUUGAUUUUUGAUUUUGCCAUUUUCACCAGCAUCGCGCUACAGAUAGGAAACGGGGUUGGAAAUGUAGAUGUCUGGUGCAUACACGAGUAAAAUUGGGUUUGCUCAACUUACACACACCCGAUUCUGUUCAAUGCUAGCCUGUACUGAGAAAAGUCCAAAACGGGCCAGUGAAACAAGAUAGCAUUUCACUGUCAAGCCACUACCAAACCAGAGAAAAAUCAUAUUAAUGUAUUGUGACUACUUGAUCUAGUAUCUGUUGCUAAUGGCCGUCAACAUUGUCCAGGGAUGAAGGCAUUUUUUCCCCCAUAGGUUUUCUGUAUUUGUAUAAACGCAUCUCAGAUCCAUUCAUCAUCUGAAGGAAUGGUUUACUUAGGAAAAUGUGUAGACCUCACUUCAGAGGAGAGAAAAUGGGUCCCUCUGCUCACCCCUGGGAAAGGGCUGUAGCUACAGGCUUUCUUCCUGAAAGGGCUGUGGGUGGACACUGUCCCACUGUUCUGAAAGAAGUGAGCCAUCAUCUGAGACAAGAGCGUAAGAGGCUCAGAGCAGCCCCCUAACCUUGGUAAUUUGCUCCCUAAUCAGACACACGGGCCUCCUUUGCUUUCCUCAUGGCAAACACCUGGAGCGAUGAGGCUUGGGACCCACCUGGCUCGGCUAAUCCGGGUGAUGAUUCUCGGGUCAAAUUCUCUUCUCGGCUAGUUCCCCUACACAUCGCUACUGUGGCUAGCAAGGAAAGCUCUUUUUUUCUGCAUCCGCAAGGUGGGGUUUUGGGCGGGGAGGUCUCCUCUUAAUCAGUGUAGGGAGAGGAUGGAGAGGGUUUCGCUCCGCUUGGCUAGAGGGUGGUAGGGCUUUUUCUACCGGGGCGCGGCCGCCUAUUUAACGCGGCGUGGAGGGCAGCUGGGCCGCGCUGAUGGCUGCCUGGGCGGGCGAGGCGCGGGACACACCCAUGUUCCCGGCGAGCACGCCCCACCCGUGCCCACAUCCUUACCCGCCGGCCGCCAAAGCCGGGGAUGGCUGGAGGUUCGGAGCCAGGGGCUGUCAGCCCGCGCCCCCCUCUUUCCUCCCCGGCUACAGACAGCUCAUGGCCGCGGAGUACUUCGACAGCUACCAGCGAGCGCAGUUCAUGGCCCUGCUGUCGCGGAUGGGUCCCCGGCCGGUCAGCAACCGGGACGCUGCGGUGCAGGUGACCCCGCGCCGCGACGCCUCGGUGCAGUGUUCUCUCGGGCGCCGCACACUGCAGCCUCUACGGCGCCGAGCCAGCCCCGACGCCCGGCCGGGUUCCUGCCAACCUUUCAGCCCCGCCGGCGCCCGGAGAGCCCCGCGAUCGUGGCGCAGCGUCGCCCUGUAUUCGCCCGUGACCUUCUGUGGCCUCUCCUCGGUGGAGGUUGCGGGGGGCGGGCAGACGUCCAGGAAGGGAGAGGGGAACACGGCACCCGCGGGGACCCGGGAGCCGGAGCUGGGAGAGGUGGCGGUGAUGAAAGCGGUCCCCCAGCAUCGAGGCGAGGAGAGCAACGUCCAGGCUGAAGGGCAGGCAGGGCGGGAGCAGCCACCGCGGGAGGACCCGGACCGUGUGGCGGCGAUGCAAUCUGAGCUUGGGAGUGAAGAGCCAUGUCCUGCCACAGAGAUGGCUCAGGAUCUCGGUGACUCGGCUUCCCCUAGAGACCCGGCCUCCCCGCAGAGCACCCAGCAGGACAAGGAGCGCCUGCGUUUCCAGGUGAGGCCAGCCUGGCGGCCUGGACGCCACCAGAAUUGUAGGGCUUCUGGUGGCUCUGGAUGAUGCAGGGCAUAGAAUUCAAUGCCAUCGGUCUGUAUUUUUAUUUCUUUAAUUUUUUUUUAACGUGUAUGGGUGUUUUGAUUGCAUGUAGUGUUUGUACACGUCAUCGUAGUGGAGAGAUGGGAACACAAGAGGGCAUCGGAUCCCUUGGGACUGGCGGUUUACAGAUGGUUGUGAGCCACCAUGCGGGUUUUAGGAACUGAAUUAGGGUCCUCUUAGAAGAACAGGGUGUUAACAGCUGAGCCAUCUCCCGAGCAUAUAGGAUUUUGCAGCCGCUGCCUGUGAAUACAAUGGGAGGUAUUUACACAAUAAAACCAAC
Arvicanthis niloticus (Nile rat) is the source of this 3844-nucleotide messenger RNA. It is a transcript of the gene Slc10a4, whose product is annotated as solute carrier family 10 member 4. The record is from RefSeq and is a predicted model, not a curated record. Gene Ontology annotation, molecular function: bile acid:sodium symporter activity. Gene Ontology annotation, cellular component: membrane. Lineage: Eukaryota; Metazoa; Chordata; Mammalia; Rodentia; Muridae. Gene Ontology annotation, biological process: bile acid and bile salt transport.